CCUUUCGGUCCUCUCAAUGUCGCACCCACUCUCUGACUUGGGUUCCUCGACUUCCUGUGCUGCCUGUUACUCCCUGUAAUCCGAGAUUCAUCUUCGUUCUUUCCUUCUGUCUCCUUUCCUUCUCUCUUUCUUUCUUUCUUUCUUUCUUUCUUUCAUCUUUCUUUCUCUACACCAUGCAACAUCAACAGCGACCGGAGACGGUUCACAUUGGCGGCGACCGUUCGCCGAUUCCUCAAAUGUUCACUCCCAUGCCUUCUAAAAGCUACUCGUUUGCAGACAAACCGAGUGUGAGUCGUAUGGUGUGCGCAGGAUCUCACGCGGACGCUGUGAGUGGCAUUGCGCAUCGCAUGCAUGCAGCUGAGCAUUACCAGUUUCGGAUUUCUGCGACUUGUGUGAUUCUCACGAUCUUGAACCUUUACGUGUUGCUCGAGAGACUUGGCCUGAAAAAAGCGAACCUCAUUCUCCAGCUUGGCUACCUCGCCGUCGCUCUCAGAGCCCUCCCGGCUGUCUGCUGUGCCUACAUGUGCUGGACGCGGAUGCCGAGCGCCGGGAAACGGUUUCGCCCCCAGGACAAGCGAACCGGGGAGAAGUGGCUAGACCAGCGUCGCGGCAGUGCUACGGAGAACAUGCGCGCGUUUUCCUGGAGAGGCGACAGUCGCUCAAACCAUCUCGUGGAACCGGAACAUCAACUGCUUCUGAAGCACCUCAGUCCAACGGGGCUCGAAAUCGUGGUGGAGUCAGAGCGCAGACACCGCAGUUUCUCGCUGUGCGCGACCGGCGCGCUUCUGCUGCUUGCAUGCAGCGACCUGUGCCACGGUUACUCAGACUUGUGGUCUCUUCUCCAUCUUGAAAAAGGGGAGCUUCUGGCGCAGACCGCCGAAAGGCCGCCGCUCUUCGGACCCUCGCCUCCAGGCGUCGCCCGCGAGGGCUUCGCUGUCUAUCCACCUGAGCUGAAAGCACGGCCCAGUUCCUUCGCGACCCUCGCUGCGCCAAGCGCCUUGGUGCUGGCGCCUCUCUUCGAAGCUGCCGCUGCGUUCUGUCUGCUGAAAGCUGUCAACAUUCAACUCGGCAGUGGCGACUCUCAAAACGGAAAACAAGGCGGUAACGGCCGAGUGUCGCUGUCCAACGCGAGGGAAGCAGACAAGGCGAACGCGCUCAGGAGAGACGACGGAGACUUCCGAGACGCCGAAAACGAGGGCAGCGCCCGAGACUCCUGGUGGGGGUCGAAAUCGUUUUACUUGCAUGCGUUCUUCCAAGCGCCUCUCUGCCUUCUCUGCUAUCUGAUUCUUGUCCAUUGGCCGUCUCUGCAUCCGUCGCGGCCUCGUCCUGUCCACGCCGCCUUCGCCUCGCGAGGAAUGGCUGCAUGCGUCGACUGGAUCGUCCGACUCAGCACCGUGGUCACUCUUUCCCUUUUCUCCCAAGGAUGGACUCGUUGCUUAUCGCGGGCGUUGCUGCCUUUUCUCGAGGCGAAAAAAGAGCAGAAAAACCCUCCCGUAUUUGUCAGAAAGCCGUCAAGAGUCCUCCUGUUCCUCGCCCUGCUUCUCCUUCUCUUCAGCAUCACUGUGCAGGCCUUGACGGCUUUUCUGCCCUAUGUGCAAGGCUUGGAAAACGUUUCUUACAUCUGGGGAGUUCUCCGCCGAGCUUCGAUGGAAGAGCGCGUCGUGGUCUGCGUCGGGCUCUUGUCGCAUUUCUUCGCUCUUUUUCUCAUCGCUUGUUCCGGGACUUCUUUCGGGAUGAAAAACCACCUGGUUUCCGCCGCACUCAGGGGGGAAACGAUUGAUGAAGAAAGCGAACUUUACUCGGCUUCUCUCGCCUCCCCCCCAACUCUGCUCGUGGAAGGAAAACCUGUCGCCUGCAGGGCCGACGGAGCAGAAGGUGUGGGGACGCGAGCGAAAUCCGAUUAGAAGAAAAGUUCUGACCGAAACGCGAAAAACGAGGCAAUCACGAAGAGCGGUCAGUCCCCAGGCAGCUACGGGAGACGAGAGGAAAACUGACAAAGACCCAAAACGCGCCUGCUUCAUCUUCACGUAAAGUGUCAACGUCCGAUUGGAACGACGACAACAGUCCCAGAGAGAUUCACCUCCGUUUUCACUUUUGCAUUGACGGCCAGUCUAUGUGGAUAACUACAUGUAGGUGCAUUGAUGGCCAGUCUAUGUGGAUAGCUACAUGUAGGCGCAUUGAUGGCCAGUCUAUGUGGAUAGCUACAUGUAGGCGCAUUGAUGGCCAGUCUAUGUGGAUAGCUACAUGUAGGCGCAUUGAUGGCCAGUCUAUGUGGAUAU
Molecule: messenger RNA, 2279 nt
Organism: Toxoplasma gondii ME49
Lineage: Eukaryota; Apicomplexa; Conoidasida; Eucoccidiorida; Sarcocystidae
Exons: 1
Coding region: 174-1904 (576 amino acids)
Source: RefSeq, a predicted model, not a curated record